This is a messenger RNA of Rhododendron vialii, 2042 nucleotides long. RefSeq names its product cation/calcium exchanger 1-like. Gene Ontology annotation, cellular component: membrane. NCBI's taxonomy places the organism in Eukaryota, Viridiplantae, Streptophyta, Magnoliopsida, Ericales, Ericaceae. Gene Ontology annotation, biological process: transmembrane transport; monoatomic cation transport. The transcript has a single exon. The coding region runs from base 86 to 1882 and encodes 598 amino acids. Gene Ontology annotation, molecular function: monoatomic cation transmembrane transporter activity. The record is from RefSeq and is a predicted model, not a curated record.
ACAAACGUACUCUUCUCAUCAAUUACAUUUUCAUUUCCAAAGUCACCUCUCUCUCUCUCUCUCUUUCUCUCCAACCAUUUCCUAGAUGGCAGGACACCUCUACAUGCACAAAUCCAAGUGUCUCCUUCUGUUCCUAAACACAUCCUUCCUCUUCCUCAUCUGCCUCCUCAUAACCCAUCUCAUCUCCUCACCCAAUUCUGAUCUCCACUUCCUCAACCUCUUCAAGAAACCAAAUCCCACCAAUUACCACCAAUUCCUAGACACUGAUAUCGGCUGCGAAGGCCUCCACAGAUUCCCAGACAUCCAAUCAAAAUGCUCUUAUGUGAAUUCCCACAAGGGCUGUCAACUGGGUGGCUACAUACCCUAUCUCCACCUCUUCUAUUGCUCUUUCCCCCCAUUCCUUGGCCACACCAGCCUCUUGCUCUGGCUACUAAUUCUCUUCUACCUCCUUGGCGACACUUCUGCCUCUUACUUCUGUUCUUCUCUCGAGGGUCUGUCGAAAAUCUUGAAGCUCUCUCCCACCAUAGCUGGGGUCACUCUCCUCUCUCUGGGAAACGGAGCGCCUGACCUGUUUGCAAGCAUAGUCUCCUUCAUGGGAGAAAGCACCAACGAAGUUGGACUCAACAGCAUUCUUGGAGGUGCAUUCUUUGUGUCCACAGCCGUGGUUGGAAUCAUAAGCAUUUGCGUUUGCCCGAGCCAGGUUUCGAUCGAUAAGUCGAGCUUCGUGAGGGAUGUCCUCUUCCUGCUUCUCUCUCUCCUCUGCCUGCUUGUUAUCAUCAUCUUUGGCACCAUCAACUUGUUAGGUGCCAUCUCUUUUCUGUCGCUUUAUUUCGUCUACGUGUUCUUGGUGUCCGUAUCAGAGUUAUGCAGCAAGGACAGAGGAGGAAAUCCCAUAUUGCCCUUAGCUAGCGCCAAGAUUUAUCCAAAUGGGGAUGAAUCAAAAGAGAAAGAUUCAGAGCUUGGAGCACCUUUGUUGUUGAAAUUUGUGGAUGAUGAGAGGCCUGUUUUGGUCAUUACAGAUGAGGUUAAACUUCAAGCCAAAGAAGAUGGAAAAGGGUGUUUGAAUAGUGAAACAUCUUAUUCAAUCUGUUUGUUUCUUGGGAAAAUUCUGUGGAUUCUACAGCUGCCACUGUCCUUGCCAAGAAGGUUAACCAUUCCAGUGAUUUCUGAGGAAAGAUGGUCAAAACCAUGUGCAGUGAUUUCAGUCACUUUAGCUCCAAUUUUAUUGGCUUUGGUUUGGAGUUCUAAAGGGCCAAACUUUCUCAUAUAUGGAGUGGGUGGGUCAGUUGGAGCUAUAUUGGGCUCUCUUGUUUUCUUCAAGACUAAUGGGCCAGGCCCACCAAGGAAGUGGCUGUUCCCUUGGCUUGCAGGUGGAUUCUUGAUGAGCAUCACCUGGACUUAUAUCCUGGCCCAGGAACUGGUUUCUCUGUUGGUUUCGAUUGGGCUUAUUGUGGGGAUAAGCCCAUCACUUCUUGGGCUGACUGUCCUUGCUUGGGGCAAUUCUCUUGGUGACUUGGUGGCCAAUGUGACAAUGGCAAGAAAAGGUGGGCCGGAUGGAGUCCAGGUUGCCAUUUCCGGGUGCUACGCUGGGCCCAUUUUCAACACCCUGGUGGGCCUGGGCCUGUCGCUUGUUUUUGCCGCGUGGGCCGUGUAUCCAUCCUGUUAUGUCUUGCCUAGAGAUGCCCCUGUGUAUGAAACUUUGGGCUUCCUUAUGGGUGGCUUGCUUUGGGCCCUUGUGGUGCUGCCCAAGAACAAUAUGAGGCCCGAUAGGCUUGUCGCGGCCGGGCUUUUGGCCAUAUAUUUGUGCUUUUUGUUCCUAAAGUUGGCAAGAACUCUUGGCCUAGUUCAAUUUCAUGAGUCCCUUCCCCAUUUCAGGACGUAGUUACUUUUAUUUUGUAUGUAGAGAUUUUACGGAGGAUGUGCAUGGCACUAAUUGUAAGUAGUAAUGAAUAGGAAUCCUCUGUCUAAAGUAGUAUGAUUUUUGUUUCGUUAGAUUUGUCUAAACGUGAAUGUGUUAAUGAAAGAGUAUCGGUUGAACAUCA